AAAAAAAACGUGGACGACCAACUUUUGGCCUCGUUCACUCGAGAGCGAGAAGUACUGAUACAACAGCUAGCCAGAAAUGAGCGGACCAUGGACGAGUUCCGUCGAGGGAUUGAGCAGAUCCCCCUGAUGGAGCGCAACGAGUUGAUCCGCGAAGUUUUGCUGAUGGAAUACCGGAUUGGGCACCUAGAAAUCGACAAAAUGCAGCUGCAAACGUUGCGAGACCUGCAGAUUGGCGCCAGCCCUCGCUUGGAUGGUCAGCACGGUAACAAUGAUGAUCUGGUCAUGGACCCACUGGACGUGAGGCUUCUCUCGGAGUCGCUACCGAACGAUCUCCACCUGGACCUACCAGCUCUAAUGUCAGGAAGUCCACAGCCGCAAAGUUCUGAUCGCGACAGUAUUCGUGUCCAUCUACCAGAUAUUAAAGCUACCAAGACUGCAAGUGGCCGAGGAGGAUUUCUUGAAGAGCUCCGAGAACACCUUUACCCCAGUAAGGCGAACAGGCAUCGCGACAAUCACCAGCAAGUGGCAGCAGCAUCUCCUGUGUCCUAUCACAAGCAUUGGGGUCUGCACUUGAAUAACGCCUCACUCCCGUACAUUCGGCUGAAGAAGAAGAACACUGUGCCGCUUUACGUCGAACCGACUGGAAGUCUGGCAGCCGUGCUUUCGUUGGGGAAAUCGCCUUCGACGACGGCAGUGGCAGAGCCUUACCUCAAGUCGCUCAAAAAUCGUCACAAAAAGCCACCCCGAGCAAGCAAG
Molecule: messenger RNA, 756 nt
Organism: Phytophthora sojae
Lineage: Eukaryota; Oomycota; Peronosporomycetes; Peronosporales; Peronosporaceae
Exons: 1
Source: RefSeq, a predicted model, not a curated record